This is a messenger RNA of Eurytemora carolleeae, 968 nucleotides long. RefSeq names its product small integral membrane protein 15. Lineage: Eukaryota; Metazoa; Arthropoda; Copepoda; Calanoida; Temoridae. The coding region runs from base 33 to 302 and encodes 89 amino acids. The transcript has 2 exons. The record is from RefSeq and is a predicted model, not a curated record.
UUUUUCUACAGUAAUAAUAUUUUCAGAAAAAUAUGUUAAAUGUUGGACAGAUCUCAGUUCUUAGUUUAUUCUUCAAACCAGGAGACAGUCACGAAGCCGGUGAUAUGGAGACUGAACCUGGGAUAGGCUGGAUUGAAUCCUUGCUGAUUUACGCAGCAAGAGAACCCUUCUCCUUCCUCUACUACGUGCUCCUCAUGCUCUCCCCAUUGUUCUGCUUGAGCGCGUAUCUCUCCUGGAAGCUCAGUCAGCAAAUUGAAAAGAAGGAGCAGAAGAGAAGAAAGAAAAUAAAGAAAUCAGAUUGAAAGUUUGAAAUCAUUUCUUAGAGCUUUUUCUAAACCUUUUGAUAUUAAAUUUGUGAUUCUUUUUUGUUCCUCUGUAUCAGCAAAGUUUAAUGUUUCCACCAAGGUUUGUAAAAGUAAGGAGUCGGUAGAAAAUGGCGUUUUUCUGGUUGUUUGUUUACAUGUUAACACGUUGCAGUACAACUUUUAUCAGUACUGCGUUGUGUUGUAAGCAAACUGACUACAAUGAAUCCAUCUUUAAGGAACUGUAAACGUAAUUUCAAGUGACCCUCCAUGCAAAGAAGGCGAUUCUCUAUUUACUUUGUCUGAUCAAGUCUGAAAUAGAUAUUCAUGUAAAAACGACGUUAUCUUCACAUGUUUGAUCAUAUUAAGGUUUCAAGGAUACCGUUAGAAAUCGGAAAAUGCCACCUUUUCAUGGAGGGUUUACUUAAAAUUACGGUUACAGUCCCUUUAAUCACGUUUUGUAAAUAAAAUUACUUACUUACCCUCUCUUAACUUUAUACUUUCAAAUACUAGCUUUUUGUAUUAUUUAUGUGAAGUACCUUAAUCAUAGCUUCAUUUAGUUUCCAGUUAGGAUUUCCCAGCCAACGUUAGGGAAAUAUAUGUAUUUAAAAAAUAAUGAUGUGAUAUUUUACAAUUUUAUAUUAAAUUCUAGUUCAUUCUUUUCAA